Cotesia glomerata is the source of this 1858-nucleotide messenger RNA. Its product is annotated as putative serine protease K12H4.7. Gene Ontology annotation, molecular function: dipeptidyl-peptidase activity; serine-type exopeptidase activity. Lineage: Eukaryota; Metazoa; Arthropoda; Insecta; Hymenoptera; Braconidae. The record is from RefSeq and is a predicted model, not a curated record. Bases 143 to 1618 code for a protein of 491 amino acids. Gene Ontology annotation, biological process: proteolysis. The transcript has 4 exons.
GUAAAAAGUUAUUGCUCUUUUAGAUAACUUUAUAAAUCUUUAUAACUUUAUAAAUAGACAUCGAUAUAAAAAACAAACAGAUAAGCCGGUGCUAAGCCUAUAUAUAAGUAUCUCCAGCUUUUAUUACAACGCAGAAGUUGAGAUGAAGUACCUGCUAGUUCUCUGCUUGCUGAUUUUCGCUGAUGGAUCAUCAGCUUGGCGGCGAUUCUUUCGUGGCAGAAGCAAGGAUGGUCUAGGUACUCCGAAUUUAUCGAGGAACCACACGCUGGCCGAUGACUUGUGGUUCCAGCAGGAGCUUGAUCACUUUGAUCCCACCAAUACUCAGACAUGGCACCAGAGAUACUUUAUGAAUAAACAAUUUUUCAAACCUGGCGGACCGGUGUUCAUCAUGAUUGGCGGUGAAGGAGAAGCCAGUGCUAAAUGGAUGGCCGAAGGACAAUGGAUUGAGUAUGCUAAACAAUUUCGGGCUUUGUGCUUUCAAUUAGAGCACCGAUUUUACGGCAAAAGUCAUCCAACUCAAGAUUUGAGCAUCAAGAACUUGGUCUACUUAACAUCAGAGCAAGCAUUAGCAGACUUGGCUUAUUUCAUAGAAGGAAUGACCCACUUGCACCAGAUACCAGCCGGUACUAAAUUCAUAGUCUUCGGAGGGUCAUACCCUGGGUCAUUAGCAGCUUGGAUGCGAGUGAAGUACCCUCACCUGGUCCAUGGAGCAGUUUCAUCAAGCGGACCCUUAUUAGCAAAAAUUGACUUCCAAGAGUACUACGCAGUGGUGGAAGACUCGCUGAAAACUCACUGUCAAGUAUGUGUGGAUUCAAUAGCCGCUGCAAAUAAGCAGUUCCACGCGAUGCUGCGUCACCGUAUCGGCCAGCAAGAUUUAUCGAAGAUCUUCAAGCUCUGCGACCCUCUGGACCCAGCUGCUACCAAGAAAAACGACAUUGCGAACCUGUAUGAAACAAUUGCGAGUAACUUUGCGGAGGUAGUUCAGUACAAUAAGGACAACCGUAACAGCUCCAAGACCGCAAACGUUACUAUAGACACUAUUUGCGACGUGUUGGUUGAUGAAAAACAAGGAAUUCCCAUCGAGCGACUGGGAGCUGUUAAUGAUUUGCUCUUAAAAGCGAAUAAUGAGACUUGCCUGGACUACAAAUACAUGAAGAUGAUCGACGAGCUUAGAAAUGUCUCCUGGAAGGCAGAAUCUUCACAGGGAGGUCGCCAGUGGUUCUACCAAACUUGUACUGAGUUCGGAUUUUUCCAGACUUCUACUGCAAGGCCUGAGCUGUUUAGUGAGAUGUUCCCGGUUGACUUUUUUGUCCAGCAGUGCACUGAUGUCUUUGGGCCUAGGUACAAUAUUCACUUGUUGGAGUCUUCUGUUGAACGCAGUAAUCUUCUCUACGGAGGACUUCAUAUUGAAGUGUCUAACGUCGUUUAUGUUCACGGGUCUAUUGAUCCUUGGCAUGCGCUGGGAAUUACUAACUCUUCUAAUCCAUUGACUCCUGCGAUUUAUAUUAAUGGUACUGCCCAUUGUGCUAAUAUGUAUCCAGCAUCACCUUCGGAUCUUCCGGAUUUAGUUAAAGCUAGACAAAAAGUUGGAGCUAUUAUUCGUGAUUGGUUAAAGUAAAAUAAUUAAAAAUUUAUUAAUUGUUAGUGAGUUUUAAAAUAUAAAGUUAAUAUCAAGAGUUUCAGUGAUAAUUAGAAGAAUGCAAUUAUUUUCUUCUAUAAUUAAAAAUUUUUAUUUUUUUUUUAAUUAAAGGUCUUGAUAAAUGUUGGAAGAGUAGUGAAUAAAAAAAAAAUAUUUUUUUGUAAUAAUUAUUAAAUAUAUUAACUCUGACAUAAAAUACAUCCAGGUUUAAAACUAAAA